AUGCUCAUCGGCCUAUUAAUUGUACUGUGCAUAGUAGCAUCUAAGGUAGCGAUUUUCUACUUCUACAUGCGAAGGAGCAGACACGAAAGCGCAAGCCCGUCACCCAGAAAGCCGCUUAAUGUGCUUGUUUUGAACAGAUACGGGUGUAUUCCAAAGGAGUACAUUAGCAAGCUAUCUAGCAAGUACAAUGUAAAGUUUACAGUACUGGAGGGCCCUGUUAAGUCUGAAGAGUACGAAGAAAACCACAGAGACUUUAUGUCCCAGAUGAACCCCAAAGAUGGAAAAGUGGAAUAUUCAGAAAUAACACAGUUUAUAGAAGAAAACAGGACAAUAUUCCCGGACAUUGUCAUUCUGUGCUCUAAUACAACGGUGUUCAAGACAUCCCUGCCCUAUCUGCUAUACUCUGCAGAGACACUCCACUAUAGACAAGAGUUCUCUGAGAGCGUCCUCAAAAAGGCGCUUGCGCACUACGACAGCUGUGAAAUAAGAGAUGGCAAAUAG
This is a messenger RNA of Nematocida minor, 501 nucleotides long. RefSeq lists its product as uncharacterized. Bases 1 to 501 code for a protein of 166 amino acids. The transcript has a single exon. The record is from RefSeq and is a predicted model, not a curated record. Lineage: Eukaryota; Fungi; Microsporidia.